Molecule: messenger RNA, 1511 nt
Organism: Pungitius pungitius (ninespine stickleback)
Lineage: Eukaryota; Metazoa; Chordata; Actinopteri; Perciformes; Gasterosteidae
Product: glutamate-rich protein 1
Exons: 8
Coding region: 328-1401 (357 amino acids)
Source: RefSeq, a predicted model, not a curated record
ACCGGUCUGUGGUCCCUCGAAGGGGACGAACGCAGCUGGAGCGGUCGGAGUAUUGUCGCUCUUUUUUAAAAGCGUACUUGACACGGACUAUUUAUCUACCCAUUUAAACACAUACCGCCGACCAACUUAGAAUGUAUAGCCGGUGUAUCUGUCAUGAAUCGAGCUAAUUUUGGAAGCUAACUACACAACUGGAUAGCUACCUUAGCUAGCACGCUAGCGGAGCUAACUAGCCGACUGAAUAGCUACCUCUGCUAGCUGGAUUAGCUACAGACACGUGUUGCGUUAAGUUUCCGUCCUCGUCGCCUCCACGCAGAAAUAUUCGUCAAAAUGGCACGUAGGGAAGAAGUGUUUCAAUCAAAAGUCUUCCAAAAGCUGUACCCUGCACCUCCCAAACUGGAGAGGGAACCGAGCCCACCAGCCAUAGUAGAUGCUCUUUCCAGAAAAACCCAUGUGAAAAGAAAAGCCCCUCAACGGGAGACAGCCGCUGAUGCAGGAGGGAAACCGAGCUCUGACAAUCCGGCCAAGCGGAUGUACACAGUCCUACCUCCUCCCGCUGACUACAAGACGGAUUCAGAGAAAUCCGUCACACUCCCCCAGUUAGAAAGCAUGAAUAGUGCAGACGGCCCAGCUGACGGGAGCGUCCACGACAGCAAUGAGGAACCAGGCCCAGAUGAAGAGGAAGAAGAACCGCGAAGAAGACGGAAGAGAAGGAAACGGAAAGCGGCCCUACACCGGGACCCGGGAGCAGCCGGCGCGAGGGAGUCCGGCCCGGGUCCGGGUCGGGCCCCUGGCGACGAGAACAUGAGCAGGAACAAGAAGAGGAAGCUGAAGAAGAAACGGCACAAAGAGAAGCUGCUCGCCAUGGGUCUGAUGCCGCGGGCCGCUGCACUGGAGUUCACAUACCGAAAAGACGAAGAGGAGGAGGAGGAGGAGGACAACGAGACAAGAGCUUUUGAGGUGUCCGACUUUCUUAGGACAACAAUGGAAAUCUAUAUGUCAGAUCCCUCUUUGCGCUCAGACCAGCGCCCCCUCCUGUGCGGGACAGUGAACAACCUUUUGAGCCGCCGCCCCCCCUGCGCCCUCGAGCAGCUCCACGCCCUCAAGGCCCUGGUUCAGCGCCGACAGCCGGGCCAACUGGAAAGGGCCCUGGUGGAGCUCGUCGGCACCUCUCCCCUGUCCUCAGAAGAAACCGCCGCCGUGGCUUCCCUGUUCCGAUACUGGAUCACACACAUUCUUCCCAUGCAAGGCGACGAGUGGGCUCCCUCCGACGCGCCCGCCACACGGGGGACCCUCGCAGACCGCUCCAGAGAUGUUUUUCAGAGUGCCGAGACUGACUCCGGGAUACAUCCGGCUGCUGCAGACGCAGGCCUACCACCAUGUGUCUGUGACCCCCCCAGCUGAGCGGAGCAUGCCGGGCCUGGCUGUGCUCCUGGGGGCCGUGGGGAUCGGCCUGUGCGGCUACAGCUCCAGGCAGCUGGCCCUUUACCACCGGCCCUCCUCCCGCGUGCUGC